UCGGUACCCUGACUGCGGGACAUCACAUAUAGAAAGAAGAUCUGAGGAGGGACACCAGCAGGGGGCUCGCAGAGUGGAACCGGGUAUCAAGGAUUUUCAAAUCAUGUCAUUUCGAAAGGAAUUUGAUAAGUACAAGAAUAUAAAUGAAGAUGAAAUUCUUAGCAAACUCUCGGAAGAUGAAUUAAAACAGCUGGAGAACGUUCUAGAGGAGCUUGAUCCUGAAAAUGCACUGUUACCCGCUGGUUUCCGACAGAAGGACCAAACAACUAAAGAGGCAUCUGGGACUUUUGACCGAGAACAUCUUCUGGCUUAUCUCCAGAAAGAAGCUAUGGAGCAUAAGGACAUAGAAGACUCUGUUCCUUUUACUGGAGAGAAGAAAGGGAAAGUAUUUGUUCCCAAGUGUAUGCCCUUAAAAAGCCAACCAGAAGAAAAGGUUACCCUGGAGCCAGAACUGGAAGAAGCUCUCGCAAGCGCCACUGAUACUGAACUCAGCGAUCUUGCAACCGUCCUUGGAGUGCAACAUUUUUCAAGUCGACCACAGGGUAACGACGAAUUAAACCAAGAUGGUACAGAAAGAACUGAUUUAAGACAUGUUGUAAAAGCCGAAAAGGUGAAGCCCACGUUUGAAGACCCUCCGAAUCCCACUAACGUGGAAGAUAGUUUGCAAAGGAUAAAAGCUAACGAUCCUUUCCUUGUGGAUGUCAACUUGAACAACAUCAAGAACAUACCAAUCCCAACACUCAGGGAUUUUGCAAAGGCUUUGGAAACAAACACCCAUGUAAAAGGAUUUAGCCUGGCAGCCACGAGGAGCAAUGACCCAGUAGCCAUUUUCGUCAAAGGCGAAUUGAAAGAGAUCACCAAUAGAUCAAUGGGAACUGCCAAACAUCAGGUAGAGCAGGUGAAAUGCACUACACCUGACUGUGAAAGAUGCACUAAUACAAAUGCAGUUUUUCCAGACGUCUCUUCUUGUACUCCAAAUACUUUACCCUUGGACAAGCCAAGGACUGGGAAACUCUGAGGAAAAUAAUGUUUCCCUAAAACCUGCAUUGAUCCUUGUCACGUUUAAAGAGUAACUGUUUUCUUGUGAUGUCAGAUGCAUGGUCCCCUACAGAAAUCAGUGACUCACAGAUUCCCUCCCGUCACUUUACUGAUGUUAAUGUUGCCAAGUGAUGUCAUAUGACCUUGAUUUUUAUUAAUGGAAGAAGUAGUUGAACACUUGACACUUGAGGGUUAUGUACUAAAAGUAUCACGUUCACUCAUGUUUGCGCACGUUCCAUUUUCUUAUGUAUAAAACUGCUACACUAUACCGUCUUUUUUUCCCCCCCCUCUUUUUUUGUAGUAUACCAAAAUAUUAUUUCUUUUCUACUUUUUAAUACCUCUGUUGGAAUUUUUUUCCUGUUGAUUUUAACAUUGUUUACGUUUUAUGAAUGAGUAUUAUUACGAGCAGGAAAAAAGGCGUAUUCGCAACUUGAAGGACUUUUUAUACAUCAUUGAAUGAAAAAGGACAAAGGUGAAAGAUCCUUACCGUUACAGAAAACCCGCCACUCUGACAAUGGUGGAUAAACGUGUUUUAAAUGGAAGAGAUCCAGUAAGGAAUAUUGAGGCUUAAUAAAUGUUGAAUAAAUAGGGCUUAAAUAGGGAAAGUGCCAGAAAACAGACUAAAAAGUGAACCUGAUGCUUUUUAUACAUAACCCUCUUUGUCUUACAUGCAUCUCCGCAUCAUGUUAGCAUGCUAACGACUUUGUACAUGAAUUUGUAUGUAAUAGGACACAUAUAUACAGGAAAUAUUUGCUAGCAAGGCUUAAAUGUAAAAUGAAAGCAUUAAUACAUUUUACAUACCUGAUGCCUGUGGAAGUUGAAAAUCCUGAGGAGGCUUGGCGUGAAGUCUUAACCUCCAGAUACUGAUCAAUCAAAUGAAUUGCCAGAUGC
This is a messenger RNA of Pelobates fuscus (common spadefoot toad), 1929 nucleotides long. RefSeq names its product tropomodulin-2-like. The transcript is spliced from 8 exons. Gene Ontology annotation, cellular component: myofibril; cytoskeleton; striated muscle thin filament. NCBI's taxonomy places the organism in Eukaryota, Metazoa, Chordata, Amphibia, Anura, Pelobatidae. Gene Ontology annotation, biological process: muscle contraction; myofibril assembly; actin filament organization. Gene Ontology annotation, molecular function: tropomyosin binding. The record is from RefSeq and is a predicted model, not a curated record. The coding region runs from base 104 to 1018 and encodes 304 amino acids.